This is a messenger RNA of Triplophysa rosa, 2589 nucleotides long. RefSeq lists its product as uncharacterized. The record is from RefSeq and is a predicted model, not a curated record. NCBI's taxonomy places the organism in Eukaryota, Metazoa, Chordata, Actinopteri, Cypriniformes, Nemacheilidae. Bases 660 to 1598 code for a protein of 312 amino acids. The transcript is spliced from 7 exons.
GGUACUUCAUGGCUUCAGCUGCCUCAAAUGGUACCUGUGCCAUGUCCGGCUUGGCUGCUGUCAGUUUAUGCCAAAGACGUACUGACACGGGAGCCAGAACUAAAGGCCAGGGUGACCUCCAUCUAUGGAACCAUCCUGAAGAUGGAUUCCACUAAAAAGGUCACUAAGAAACUGGCUGGUGAGGCUGCUGACACAACAGCAUGGGUCACAGAUGUGGGCAACGAGUUUGGGCAGGUCCUCAUGUGUGUCCUCACUGAGGCAGAGGGUGAUGGCCUGCUUCCCAUGUGCUCUGGACUUGUGGAGCGCUACCGGAGAGCUGGAGAAGCUCCUCCCCAAGUCCUCUAUGUAGACCGGGACUGUUGCUCUGCCACCGGGAAAGGAAAGGCGGCAGCAAUGUUUAGUGACUGGGACCAGCUGGUUGUCAGGCUGGAUGUGUGGCACUUCAUGCGGAGGUUUGCAGUAGGAGUGACCACAGACAGCCACCCGCUUUACGGGCCCUUCAUGAAACGCCUCACCGCUUGCAUCUUUGAAUGGGAUGCUUCGGAUGUGGAGAGGCUAAAGGAGAGUAAGCAGUCAACAGGCUGCCAGCCCAACACCACACUCGCACUCGAGGGGCCCAGGAGACUAAGCAGCUAAUUGAGAAGCUGCUUAAAGACUUCAUGGGGGCAACAGACACCAUGGGCAUCAAGCUCCUUGACCAGGAGAGGAUGCAGGAGAUCUGGUGGACCCAACAGCGCCAUAUAGACUGUAUCCAGGACCCACCAUGUGUACAGCUGUACAGGAAGACAGGACAGGUGACCAAGGAUGGGGUCAUUCUACCUUUGUACCGCUGUGCACGUGGCUCAACAUCCCUGGAGUUGUUCCACCUCCAUUUAAAUCGCUUCGUGCCAGGUACAAGUGCAAAUGCCUUGCAUUUUCAAAUGUACCUGUUGGAAGGACUAGUGCAGUGGAACGAGGCACGUGGGGUCACUGCAGUUGAAGGUGCCAGUAGGGAGGACAUCUGCUAUGGCGGCCAGCUACUGCAGUACUGUAACGUACUGAGCCAGCAGCUUCUGGGUCGGAAACUGGCACAGGAUUACACCAGCCCGGGUGAAUACACAGGAGAGCUCAUUGGUGUGGAAUACCUGUAUUCUCAAACCAGCAGAGCGUUUGAGGAAGACUUUGCUGUAGAUCCUGACAUUCCAAAUGGGAUUCGGGAUGAAGACCUGCAGGGUGAUCUGGAGGGUGAUGAGGGGUUUGAGGAUGUGUGUCUUGAUGAGCCCAUUGAAUUUCUGGCGCUCGAGGACAAUGACCUGCAGCCCCUUCAGGAGCAGACAGCAGCCCUACAACCUCCUGCUCUGGCCUCAUCCCAGAGAGACCCAGCAGCUGAGUCUUCCUCUCCUGCCUUGUCCACUCAGAGCCAGAUGGAGAGUGUGGGACCAGAUGGCCAAACUGGUUAUGACCACGUCAUUAGGCUGGCCGACGGUCUGGUUGGCCUGCGCCAUCAGGGGUUUGUCAUUCAGAGCAAGGUGGAUGAGAUCGUCAUGCUCUGGAACAACCUGUCAGAAUGUGACAAGGGCCCUCUCAUCUAUCCCCCCGCCACCGUGACAGACAACUAAAGGGUCGCUUCAAGGUCAGCCAUUCAAAGACCAACGUAACCCCUGGCGCUGACAGUCUGAAGAGAUGCUUUCUUGGUGUAGGUGGACCAGCUCAGUGGCCCAGCGCAAGCCGGGUAGUGGAAGCCGUCUGCCUGGCCCUCUGCCGGAUUUACCCUACUGGUCAGACUAUCGGCGGAGUCCGUGUAAACCGAUGGGCUGCCAUUCUAAGGGAUUACAGGAUGAUCCGAGAUGUAGUCCUGGGCAGCCCCGGAAUCAUGGCUCAGACUAAAUUAAAGCUGUUUGAGCUGAACCAGCUUACAAUCUCCCAGUGGCACAAUGCCCGGAUAAAGAGGCAGGAGAGGGAGGUCUUACAGCAGGACAUUAUGCCUUUUACUGCUCCUUUGGUGGCCCCUGAACAGCUCCCACCGGUACUGCCAAAACUGCCGGAAGCAAUCCAACAUAGACACUCAUCCUUUGUGUUUGAAAUACCUCAGGAUGCUUCCGGACAGGCAGCACAGCGGUCUCGAGGCCAGCCUCCUCCACCUCAAGUCCCUCCAGCAGCAGCCCACACUGCCACUUCUUCCACACAUUCAUCUGUACCAGUCGCAGCACCAGAAGAGAAGAGGAUACCCAGGACCACAGCGUGGCGGCAAAAGAAGCUGGCAGAGGCUGCCACAGCAGCUGCAGCUCAAGGUUUGAACCCUAGGAAACGGCAAAGACCUCAUCAGUUUCUUUGCCAAAAAUGUAACCAGCCAAAGACUAAAGAAUUUGGUCACAGCCAGUUCCGAGGUGUCCACUUCUGUGCAAAGGCUUCUGGGAAGACUGUGGCACAGUGGAUGGAGGAAGUCAAGAGAGGAGAGACAAAAUAGACAAGGACACAAAAUUAAUAUGCUGUACAUAUAUUUAUUAAUAUGCUGUACAUUUGUGUUUUUUGUUUAGUAUAAUCACUAUAUAUACGUGUAACCUAAUGGGUAAUAUUGUUGUUUUAUAAUACAUAUAUAACCUUGUUAUA